AGCGCGCAGCGCGGGGGGGGCCGCGCCGGCAGCGCACAAGAUGGCGACAACCGCAGUUCCUCCUGCAGCUCCCCCACCUCCGCAGUCCAGCAACGCCUUGCGGGAGACUCGCUAGCGCGGCGGCCACACAUCGAGCAUCACAUGACGGCCUUUCCAAGGGCUCCUCCUGCAUCUCAGCUGCUCGUGUUGCCGUGGCUUCAUUGAUAAAAUUGCCUGCUUCGAGGCUCUCAGAAUUUGCUGCAGCUGGCAAAGAGCUGCGAGUUCUUUGGGAGGCCCUUCCCGGCCAGGGGUUUUCUCACAUAGCUGACCUGUCCGGGCUGCAACAUCACUAAAGAAGCUGCUGCAGGAUGAAAAGAUGGCAGCACGGCUGCUCGCACCACCAGGUCCCGAUAGUUUUAAACCUUUCACUCCGGAGUCUCUGGCUAACAUUGAGAAGCGCAUUGCAGAAGAAAAAAAGAAGAAGCGCCCAAAGCAAGACAGCAGCCACCGGGAUGACGAUGAAGACAGCAAACCAAAACCAAACAGUGACCUUGAGGCAGGGAAGAAUUUGCCUUUCAUCUACGGGGACAUCCCUAAAGGCCUGGUUGCUGUACCACUGGAGGACUUUGACCCUUAUUAUAUGACCCAGAAAACCUUUGUAGUACUAAACAGAGGGAAAACACUCUUCCGAUUUAGUGCCACACCUGCCUUGUACAUUUUAAGUCCUUUUAAUCUGUUUAGAAGAAUAGCUAUUAAAAUUUUGAUACAUUCAGUAUUUAGCAUGAUCAUUAUGUGCACUAUUUUGACCAACUGUGUAUUCAUGACUUUUAGUAACCCGCCUGAAUGGUCGAAGAAUGUGGAGUAUACAUUCACUGGUAUUUAUACAUUUGAAUCACUUGUGAAAAUUAUUGCAAGAGGUUUCUGUAUAGAUGGCUUUACUUUCCUACGUGAUCCAUGGAACUGGCUAGAUUUCAGUGUGAUCAUGAUGGCAUAUGUCACAGAGUUUGUGGACCUUGGGAAUGUCUCAGCAUUGAGAACUUUCAGAGUUCUCCGAGCUUUGAAAACUAUCUCUGUUAUUCCAGGCUUGAAGACCAUUGUGGGUGCCCUAAUUCAGUCUGUGAAGAAGCUGUCAGAUGUAAUGAUCUUGACAGUGUUUUGUCUCAGUGUCUUUGCUCUGAUCGGGUUGCAGCUGUUUAUGGGCAAUUUGAGGAACAAGUGUGUGAUAUGGCCAAUUAAUGUGAAUGAGACGUUCCUGGAUAACGGCUCCAGGGGCUUUGACUGGGAGGAAUACACCAACAAUAUGUCAAAUUUUUACAUAAUUCCUGGUGCCCCUGAUCCUUUGCUCUGUGGUAACAGCUCAGAUGCAGGUCAAUGUCCAGAGGGCUACACAUGCAUGAAAGCAGGACGGAACCCAAACUAUGGUUACACAAGCUUUGACACGUUCAGCUGGGCUUUUCUGGCUUUGUUUCGCCUUAUGACUCAGGACUUUUGGGAAAACUUGUAUCAAUUAACCUUACGAGCAGCAGGAAAAACCUACAUGAUCUUCUUCGUCUUGGUGAUCUUUGUGGGGUCGUUCUACCUGGUAAAUCUAAUUUUGGCUGUGGUAGCUAUGGCUUAUGAAGAGCAGAACCAGGCCACGUUGGAGGAGGCAGAGCAGAAAGAGGCAGAAUUUAAGGCCAUGUUAGAACAACUGAAAAAGCAGCAGGAAGAAGCACAGGCUGCUGCUAUGGUCACUUCAGCAGGGACAGUCUCUGAGGAUGCUGUGGAAGAUGAUGGUGGGGGGAGGAUGUCUCGAAGUUCCUCGGAGAUUUCCAAAGUCAGUUCCAAGAGUGCCAAGGAGCGUCGAAACCGGAGGAAAAAAAGGAAGGACAAAGAGCUGUCGGAAGGAGAGGAGAAGGGUGACGCUGAAAAGGUGUUCAAGUCUGAAUCGGAGGAUGGCAUGAGAAGGAAAGCGUUCAGGCUACCCGAUAACAGGAUAGGAAGGAAAUUUUCCAUCAUGAACCAGUCUCUCCUCAGCAUCCCAGGCUCUCCUUUUCUCUCCCGGCACAAUAGCAAGAGCAGCAUCUUCAGCUACAAAGGGCGAUUUCGUGACCCAGGUUCGGAGAAUGAGUUUGCUGAUGACGAGCACAGCACGGUGGAGGAGAGCGAAGGCAGGAGAGACUCCCUCUUCAUCCCCAUCCGUGGCCGCGACCGAAGGAGCAGCUACAGCGGCUACAGUGGCUACAGCCAAGGCAGCCGGUCCUCGCGGAUUUUCCCCAACCUCCGCCGAAACGUGAAGAGGAACAGCACGGUGGAUUGUAACGGCGUGGUGUCCCUCAUUGGCGGCCCACCUUCCAGCAUGCCUGGGGGACGCCUUCUGCCUGAGGUGAAAAUAGAUAAGGCAGCUCCUGAUGACAGCGGUACCACUGAAAUAGAAAUUAAAAAGAAACCUGGUGGGUCUCUCUUGGUCUCGAUGGAUCAGGUGAAUGUCUCCUAUGGAAGAAAGGAUCGAACCAACAGUGUAAUGACCGGCUUGACAAAUACCCUUGUUGAGGAGCUGGAAGAGUCCCAGAGGAAGUGUCCCCCUUGCUGGUACAAAUUUGCCAACACGUUCUUGAUCUGGGAAUGCCACCCAUACUGGAUCAGGCUGAAGGAGAUAGUGAACUUAAUUGUCAUGGAUCCUUUUGUUGACCUGGCCAUCACCAUCUGUAUUGUGCUGAACACUCUGUUCAUGGCCAUGGAGCACCAUCCUAUGACCCCCGAGUUUGAACAUGUGCUCUCCGUAGGAAAUCUGGUUUUCACUGGAAUUUUCACAGCAGAAAUGUUCCUGAAGCUUAUCGCCAUGGAUCCCUACUAUUAUUUCCAAGAAGGCUGGAACAUCUUUGAUGGAUUUAUUGUCUCCCUCAGUUUAAUGGAACUGGGUCUAGCAAACGUGGAAGGACUUUCCGUGCUGCGAUCUUUCCGAUUGCUGAGAGUCUUCAAACUGGCCAAGUCUUGGCCCACUCUGAAUAUGCUGAUAAAAAUCAUCGGUAACUCGGUGGGUGCUUUGGGGAACCUGACCUUGGUGCUAGCCAUCAUCGUGUUCAUCUUUGCGGUGGUGGGCAUGCAGCUCUUCGGCAAAAGCUACAAGGAGUGUGUCUGCAAGAUCAAUCCGGAGUGUGAGCUACCCCGCUGGCACAUGCACGAUUUCUUCCACUCCUUCCUUAUUGUCUUCCGUGUGUUGUGUGGGGAAUGGAUUGAGACCAUGUGGGAUUGUAUGGAGGUGGCAGGACAGGCCAUGUGCUUGAUUGUCUUCAUGAUGGUCAUGGUCAUCGGAAAUUUAGUGGUGCUGAACCUAUUCUUGGCCUUGCUACUGAGCUCCUUCAGCGCAGACAACCUGGCAGCCACAGAUGAUGAUGGGGAGAUGAACAACCUGCAGAUUUCUGUCAUUCGCAUCAAGAAGGGCAUUGCCUGGACCAAGGCAAAAGUGCGUGAAUUCAUGCACACUCAUUUCAAGCAGAGAGGGGGAGAUGAGGUCAAACCCUUGGAUGAGUUGUACGACAAGAAGGUGAACUGCAUCGCUAACCACACGGGGGCUGAUAUCAACAGAGACAUUGAUUAUCAGAAGAAUGGCAAUGGCACGACAAGUGGAAUUGGGAGCAGCGUGGAGAAGUACAUAAUAGAUGAAGAUCACAUGUCCUUCAUCAAUAACCCCAAUCUCACUGUCCGGGUACCUAUUGCUGUAGGAGAAUCAGAUUUUGAAAAUCUCAACACAGAAGAUUUCAGCAGUGAUACGGACCCAGAUGGCAGCAAAGAGAAACUGGAUGAUACCAGCUCCUCUGAAGGUAGCACCAUUGAUAUUAAACCUGAGGUGGAAGAAGUCCCUGUGGAGGCACCAGAGGAGUAUCUGGACCCAGAUGCGUGUUUCACAGAAGGUUGCAUGCAGCGCUGUAAAUGUUGUCAGGUCAAUAUUGAGGAAGGGCUGGGAAAGUCUUGGUGGACCUUGAGGAAGACAUGCUUUCUGAUUGUGGAACAUAACUGGUUUGAGACUUUCAUCAUCUUUAUGAUCCUACUGAGCAGUGGUGCUCUGGCUUUUGAGGAUAUUUACAUAGAACAGAGGAAAACCAUCCGGACCAUCCUGGAGUAUGCGGACAAGGUCUUCACUUACAUUUUCAUUCUGGAGAUGUUGCUGAAAUGGUGCGCCUACGGAUUCGUGAAGUUCUUCACUAAUGCCUGGUGCUGGCUGGAUUUCCUCAUUGUGGCUGUCUCUUUAGUCAGCCUUGUAGCUAAUGCCCUGGGCUACUCGGAACUAGGUGCCAUAAAGUCCCUUAGGACACUAAGAGCUUUGAGGCCUUUAAGAGCGUUGUCCCGAUUUGAGGGGAUGAGGGUGGUUGUCAAUGCCUUGGUUGGCGCUAUCCCUUCCAUUAUGAAUGUGUUGUUGGUCUGCCUUAUCUUCUGGCUGAUUUUCAGCAUUAUGGGGGUUAACCUGUUUGCCGGGAAAUAUCAUUACUGCUUUAACGAAACAUCCGAGGAGCGCUUUGAAAUAGAUAUUGUUAACAACAAGACAGACUGCGAAGCCCUGAUGCCACCCAACUCCACUGAGAUUCGAUGGAAGAAUGUGAAAAUUAACUUCGACAACGUUGGGGCAGGAUACCUGGCUCUCCUGCAAGUUGCUACUUUCAAGGGCUGGAUGGACAUCAUGUACGCAGCAGUAGAUUCCAGAAAGCAAGAAGAGCAACCCAAGUACGAGGACAACAUUUACAUGUACAUAUAUUUUGUUAUCUUCAUCAUCUUCGGCUCCUUUUUCACCCUGAACUUGUUCAUUGGUGUCAUCAUUGACAACUUCAAUCAACAAAAGAAAAAGUUUGGAGGUCAAGAUAUUUUCAUGACAGAAGAACAAAAGAAGUACUAUAAUGCCAUGAAAAAACUGGGCUCAAAGAAACCUCAAAAACCUAUUCCCCGACCUCUGAACCGUAUUCAGGGAGCUGUCUUUGACUUUGUAACUCAGCAAGCUUUUGAUAUAGUCAUCAUGAUGCUCAUCUGCCUCAACAUGGUGACCAUGAUGGUGGAGACGGACACACAAAGCAAGCAGAUGGAGGACAUCCUUUACUGGAUCAACCUGGUGUUUGUCAUCUUCUUCACCUGUGAGUGUGUGCUGAAGAUGUUCGCCUUGCGGCACUAUUAUUUCACCAUCGGGUGGAACAUUUUUGACUUCGUGGUUGUGAUUCUGUCCAUUGUGGGAAUGUUCCUGGCUGAAAUCAUUGAGAAGUAUUUUGUAUCACCCACGCUCUUCCGAGUCAUCCGACUGGCUCGUAUUGGACGUAUCCUGCGUUUGAUCAAAGGAGCCAAAGGAAUCCGCACCUUGCUUUUUGCCUUAAUGAUGUCUUUGCCCGCCUUGUUCAACAUCGGCCUCUUGCUGUUCUUGGUCAUGUUCAUCUUCUCCAUCUUCGGCAUGUCAAACUUUGCCUACGUCAAGCAUGAGGCUGGCAUAGAUGAUAUGUUCAACUUCGAGACCUUUGGCAACAGCAUGAUCUGCUUGUUCCAGAUCACUACAUCGGCUGGCUGGGAUGGCCUGCUGCUGCCAAUCCUAAACCGGCCUCCAGACUGCGAUCUAGACAAGGAGCAUCCCGGGAGUGGUUUUAAGGGGGAUUGUGGGAACCCUUCAGUGGGGAUUUUUUUCUUUGUGAGUUAUAUCAUCAUCUCCUUCCUGAUCGUGGUCAACAUGUACAUUGCCAUCAUCCUGGAGAACUUCAGUGUGGCAACAGAGGAGAGCGCAGAUCCGCUGAGUGAGGAUGACUUCGAAACUUUCUACGAGAUUUGGGAGAAGUUCGAUCCUGAUGCCACGCAGUUCAUAGAGUACAGCAAGCUCGCGGACUUUGCUGAUGCUUUAGAACAUCCUCUCCGGGUCCCCAAACCCAACACCAUUGAACUCAUUGCCAUGGACCUGCCUAUGGUAAGUGGAGACAGGAUCCACUGUUUAGACAUCCUGUUUGCCUUCACCAAACGUGUCCUGGGGGACAGUGGAGAGCUGGAUAUACUGAGACAACAGAUGGAGGAAAGAUUUGUGGCAUCCAACCCUUCCAAAGUGUCUUAUGAGCCCAUCACAACUACGCUGCGGCGUAAGCAGGAAGAAGUCUCAGCAGUGGUUAUGCAGAGGGCUUACAGGGCUCGUUUAGCCAGACGGGGGUUUGUUAGCCGAAGGCCUGUCCCCACAAAACUGGAAAACGGAGGAACAAACAGGGAGAAAAAAGAAGGCACCCCAUCCACGGCAUCUCUCCCGUCAUAUGACAGUGUGACUAAACCUGAGAAGGAGAAACAACAACGGGCAGAGGAAGGAAGACGAGAAAAAGCAAAAAGACAAAAAGAUGUCAGGGAAUCCAAGUGUUGAGACAAAAUAAUAGAAUUGUACAAAUUUAAAAAUAUUUGCAAGUGAAAAGAUUGUUUACAGACUUCAUGAAAUAUAUCAAUACAGAACAGCUGUGGAGACACUUACCUGAAGAUCUUAUACCAAACAUAGUCUGCUUACUAUGUGACAGCGUUGCAUCUAAAGCAGUGACCUACCACCUGUUUAAAGGACCCUUGUAAACAAACAUUUAAAAACAAAAAAGGAAAAAAAAUGGAUUUUCUAUUGUUUGGGCAGGUGGAUACUGCAUGUUCCACAUCAGUCAAUGCAACUUAGGACAAACAAGCAAAAUAAAACACACACACACAGAAACAAAACCCGCUGCUGGGAUUCAUAUAUUUUCCAAAGCAGCCAAAAAUGGAUUUUAUUUUCCCAUUUUGUUGAUUAUUAUUGAAAGAAAACCCAGAAGUCACGAUGUUAAAGGGUUUGUUCAUGCAAAAUUAGAUUUGCAUUUAGCUAAGCAGCAAAAUAAAAAAAAAGUGAAAAUAAGCAAAACAACAAAAAAAGAAACUAACCACCCAUUUAGCCCAUGCCAUUUAAUUAAUUGUCAUAGUUUAUUUGGUAUUUAUUAUCUGCAUUCUACUUUCUACAUGGGCUUUACUUGGUUUGGGAGAUGGGGUAAUCGGGUACCUUCAGCCUGCAACCAGCGCAGGCUGAUUCCCCAAAACUAAAAGUGCUCGUUCAAUGCAUAGAAACGAUUUGCAUGAUGGCAUGCCGUGACCAGGAACCAUGCAUGAGGAACCAUUAAGCCACAAGACACUCAGUAAUCUGUCCACAGCAGUGUGUUAAGCCAUAAAUUCGAGGCACUCCACUGACUACCGUACACUGUAUUUGGAGAUAAACGUUAACAAUAAUCAUGCCCUUCACCGGUACUUACCCGUUCUUAGCAAUCUUUCAUAGACCUGCCAGUAGAAAAAAAAAAAAUGAAACAAGCAGAUG
Molecule: messenger RNA, 7279 nt
Organism: Oxyura jamaicensis (ruddy duck)
Lineage: Eukaryota; Metazoa; Chordata; Aves; Anseriformes; Anatidae
Gene: SCN8A
Product: sodium voltage-gated channel alpha subunit 8
Exons: 28
Coding region: 356-6325 (1989 amino acids)
Biological process (GO): sodium ion transmembrane transport; membrane depolarization during action potential; neuronal action potential
Cellular component (GO): plasma membrane; axon; voltage-gated sodium channel complex
Molecular function (GO): protein binding; voltage-gated sodium channel activity
Source: RefSeq, a predicted model, not a curated record